This is a messenger RNA of Chaetomium globosum CBS 148.51, 1617 nucleotides long. RefSeq lists its product as uncharacterized. Lineage: Eukaryota; Fungi; Ascomycota; Sordariomycetes; Sordariales; Chaetomiaceae. The record is from RefSeq and is a predicted model, not a curated record. The transcript is spliced from 4 exons. Gene Ontology annotation, molecular function: epoxide hydrolase activity. Gene Ontology annotation, biological process: epoxide metabolic process. Bases 1 to 1617 code for a protein of 538 amino acids.
AUGGUCAACGCUGGCUUCGGGCUCGUGCCGGCCGGCAUCCCGGGCACCCCGGUCCCCUUUAGCCUCCAUAUUCCGAACAAGGACAUCAACCAGCUCACCACCCUCGUCAAGCAUUCCGUCAUCCCGGAGCCUUCGUUUUACAACACGCACAACUUCACAGACGGGGCCGAGUAUGCCUUCGGCGCCUCGAGGGAGUGGUUUGCCCACGCCGCCAAUGUCUGGACCAACGACUUCGACUGGCGCACCCACGAGAAGUACUGGAACACGUUCCCCCAGUUCACCAUCAACGUGACGGCACCCUCGGACGGUCAGGUGUUCAACCUGCAUUUCGCCGGCUUGUUCUCCAGCAAGUCAGAUGCCAUCCCCAUCAUUCUCUCCCACGGCUGGCCAAGCUCCUGGCUGGACUUCAUCCCCAUCUUUGAGCUGCUCGCCGAAAAGUACACCCCCGAGACACUACCGUACCACGUCAUCACGCCGUCCAUCCCGGACUAUGGACUCUCCACCCGCAGCGGGCUAACGGAGACGGAACUGGAUUUCGCCAAGGCCGGCGAGGCGCUCAACGAGCUGAUGAAGGCGCUGGGCUUUGACGCGUACAUUGCGCAGGGCGGGGACGUGGGAUCGGGCAUCACGGCCGCGAUCGCCACGCACGACGAGUGCAAGGCUGUUCACUUCAACAACUUCCUUCUCACGGCCUCGGAACGGGCAGUCGUCGCAGACCUGCCCGUCACCCCCGAGGAGGAGCAGUCACUCGCGCUCGCCGCGAGUUAUCUCUACUCGGGUACCGGCUACAUGCUGGAGCAGGGGACCAAGCCUAGCACGAUUUCGCUGGUGCUGAUGUCAAACCCGCUCGCCAUGCUGGGAUGGAUCGGUGCUAUGUACGCCGAAGGCACCAACACCCCACUCAACGUAAUCCUCCAGCAGGUAUCCUGGUACUGGUACACGAAGUCCUUCGGCCGCUCGAUGUGGGCGUACCGCAACGGCUGGGAGGCGCUGCUGCGCGACGUGAAGGACAGGAUUCCUUCCCCUCUGGCGAUCACCAACAAGCCCAUCGGGUAUUCGUCGUUCCCGGCGGAGGUGUUGACGGUGGCGAAGUCGUGGCUGGAGCACUGGUUCCCGGAGAAUCUGGUUUUCUUCCGGGCUCAUGACAAGGCUUGGAAAGCCAGGUGGUUAAAGGAACGGGACGGCAGGGCAAUCACCAGGCCGGCGGACGACUUUGACCAUCAGCAGGAGACGCUAUUCCGGAACGAAACCCUAAGGAGGCACGACGGUCUCAGCAAGGCAAAGAGCUCACUGCUGAUUCAAAUCCGGACGGGAGCGAUAGGCUUACGGGACUUCUUGUUUACACGGGGAGUCCCGGAGGUUCUGACUCCUGCCUGCGAGUGUGGCGAGGGACGAGAGACUGCCGAACACCUGGUAGUGUGGUGUUUGGCCCCACCGUUGACUAGAAGAUGGGAGAGAACUGGAAUUCGGACACGACGGGACUUUUACUCUGUUCUACACGGCAUUAAUCCCACGACUGCACGGCUCGCGAGGAGAGUUCUCGACUGGCUGAUGGACUCGGGGAAGCUGCCGAUGUACAACUUAGCCAGGAGGCUCGAGCUGGAAGCGGCGGCCUGA